Molecule: messenger RNA, 1377 nt
Organism: Xiphophorus hellerii (green swordtail)
Lineage: Eukaryota; Metazoa; Chordata; Actinopteri; Cyprinodontiformes; Poeciliidae
Gene: pcbd1
Product: pterin-4 alpha-carbinolamine dehydratase/dimerization cofactor of hepatocyte nuclear factor 1 alpha
Exons: 4
Coding region: 16-480 (154 amino acids)
Biological process (GO): tetrahydrobiopterin biosynthetic process
Molecular function (GO): 4-alpha-hydroxytetrahydrobiopterin dehydratase activity
Source: RefSeq, a predicted model, not a curated record
AGCAGAAGCGUGUUUAUGAUUAAACCUGCGGCUGAACUCGCUUCUGACUGGGAUGAUUUCUGCUCAGGCUUCAGCAGAGACGGCCUCUCAGGACCCCCAGCUCCCCGUUUCAGAUGGAUUAGGUCCAGCUGCAGUCAGCGGCUCCCACAGCAGAGCUGCCUCUCUUCCAACAUGGCCGGUAAGAUCCAGACUCUGAGCGAAGAGGAGCGCGCUCACCUGCUGCCGCUGCUGCGAAACGCCCAGUGGGUGGAGACGGUCGGCCGCGACGCCAUCUACAAAGAAUUCAUUUUCAAAGACUUCAAUCAGGCUUUCGGGUUCAUGUCCAGAGUGGCUUUACAAGCGGAGAAGAUGGACCAUCAUCCCGAGUGGUUUAACGUUUACAACAAGGUCCAAAUCACGCUCAGCACCCACGACUGCGGCGGAUUGUCUCAGCGCGACAUCACUUUGGCCACCUUCAUCGACCAGGCCUCCCUGAUGUGAAGCUGCUUUAACUGAGAAACAUCGAUCAGAUUUCAAACGCCAAAUGAAAGCAGAUAACUCUCAGUUCUCUGUGAAAAAGAAAAAAUGUAGCCAUUUGGUUUGUUGUUGAAACUGAGAAAACAGAAUCAGGUUUAAGUUACGUUAGGAUUUGAGUAAUUCCAGCAAUCAUGAUCCAUUCCAUUGUUACAGAAAAAACAUAGAUUUGUUCUGCCUGUUGUUUUUUGUAUUACGGUAAUAAAAUGUUAGGUUGUAUUUGUGACCUGAUGCAUCUAAAUAAUGACCAAGACGCCAUUUUAUCAGGCUCAGGGUGAUUUAUGUAUCUUAUAAGGUAGAAAAGUUCUGACUCAAUCAGUUGUUGAGAGCUUUAGAGAGAGAGAAAAAAAACACCUUAUUUCAAUUUUUGGGCUUUAAAAUAAAGAAAAACAAAAAACUUUUGGCCAAAGAAGUGUUGAUACAUUUUCUCCUGUGGAAAAUGAUUCAAAGAAAAAUAGAUAUAAAAAGAAUAUUACUGGAACAUUUCGUGUCAAUUUGCCCAUCACCCAUGACGGACACAAAGGGCUAGCUAGCUAGCAGGGGUAUAUUAGCAGCUAGUUAGCGCUAGCUUCAAUCGAAUUAAGAAGAAAUUGGACAGAAAAUACCAGAGACAAAAAAAAACUACAAACAAAACACUAAAGUUAACUUUUAUAAAAAUAUGACUUUUACAUAUUAAAAUUGUCACCAUGUUGUGAGUUUGUUACAGAAUUUAAGAUCUGUGAUUAAUGUAUUAAAAGCCAACAUGCAUUAUUUUAAUGAGCUAAAGACACCGAGGUCCAAACAUUUGGCCUUGGAGGCCAAAACAAGCAAAUGUUUUACUACUGGGAGGCCACAAAGUUGAUUAAAUUAAAACUGCAAAAUAUA